Messenger RNA from Kuraishia capsulata CBS 1993, 1248 nucleotides. RefSeq lists its product as uncharacterized. Gene Ontology annotation, molecular function: L-rhamnonate dehydratase activity; magnesium ion binding. The record is from RefSeq and is a predicted model, not a curated record. The coding region runs from base 1 to 1248 and encodes 415 amino acids. NCBI's taxonomy places the organism in Eukaryota, Fungi, Ascomycota, Pichiomycetes, Pichiales, Pichiaceae. Gene Ontology annotation, biological process: carbohydrate catabolic process. The transcript has a single exon.
AUGUCUCCAGUUGCUGAGUUUCCAAAAAUCAAGAAGGUGAGGACCUUUCUGCUGCCCGGUGUGGGUAUUGGUGGUGAUUACCACAAUGUCGAGAGAGGCCACUGGCUGAUCGACAACGCCAUUUCCAACCCUAUGUCCAAGUACCCCGAGUACAGAAAAUCGCGGGUUUCCUGGGGUAUCAACGUUCUCGGAUCCUUCUGUGUCGAGAUCGAGGCUACCGACGGAACCAAGGGUUUCGCUACAGGUUUCGGAGGUCCACCAGCAUGUUGGAUCGUCCACCAGCACUUCAACAGAUUCUUGGAGGGUGCUGAUCCAAGAGACUUCAACAUCCUGUGGGACAAGAUGUUCCGUGCUUCUAUGUUCUACGGUCGUAAGGGUUUGCCAAUUGCGGUUAUUUCCGUCGUUGACUUGGCCCUUUGGGAUUUGUUGGGAAAGAUCAGAAACGAGCCUGUGUACAAGAUGAUCGGUGGAGCUACUCGUGAAAGACUCAACUUCUACUGUACCGGAUCUAGACCUGAGGCUGCCAAGUCGAUGGGUUUCUGGGGUGGAAAGGUCCCUCUACCAUACGGUCCAGACGAAGGCCACGAGGGUUUGCGCAAGAAUGUCGAGUUUUUGACCAAGCACCGUGAAGCCAUUGGUCCAGACUUCCCAUUGAUGGUGGACUGUUACAUGUCCCUCAAUGUUUCGUACGCCAUUGACCUGGUCAACGCUACCGAGCACCUGAACAUCAACUGGUGGGAAGAGGUCCUCCACCCAGAUGACUUUGACGGUUUCCAACAGCUCAAGCGUGCCUGUCCUCGUACCAAGUGGACUACCGGUGAGCAUGAGUACACCAAGUACGGUUUCCGCAAGUUGAUCGAGGGUCGUAACAUUGACAUCUUGCAGCCAGAUGUUAUGUGGGUUGGUGGUAUGACCGAGUUGGUCAAGGUUGCUGCUCAAGCUGCUGCCUAUGACAUUCCAGUCGUUCCUCAUGCAUCUGGACCAUACUCCUACCACUUUGUUGUCUCCCAGCAAAACACUCCAUUCCAAGAGUACCUCGCCAACUCGCCUGACUCUUUGUCCGUGUUGCCUGUGUUUGGUGGGCUUUUCAUCGACGAGCCCGUGCCGGUCAAGGGUUACCUCGACGUUUCCGUCCUCGACAAGCCUGGUUUCGGUUUGACUUUGAACCCAAAGGUCCAGCUCAUUGAUGCUGAGUACAUUCUGACGCCAGGCCCAGAGAAGCCUUUGAGCAUUGAGGAGAAGAAAUAG